CCGUGGUUGCCCCGGAGUGUCUCCCGGGGUGAUCACAAAUAGGGGUAAGAAUGUACAUACGAUACCCAGUGAAGUCCUACUUGUUCCGAGGUAAUUCAGCAUGAAUGCCGAUGCCGAGCCUAGAUCACGAUUAUAUUUUAACGAGAUCGUAUUGGCGCUGGAGGAGUUUGAUCUUAGUCCAGCCUGUUCCUUGCCCAAAAAGGUAUCCUGCGGCCGCUAUAACCGACUUCCUGAUCCCGUGUGGGACGAGAAGCCGGCGGCGCUUUGAUGAGGAAGAGGAAGGACGUCUUAAAUUAGCG
Messenger RNA from Neurospora tetrasperma FGSC 2508, 299 nucleotides. RefSeq lists its product as uncharacterized. The annotation marks the transcript as partial. Lineage: Eukaryota; Fungi; Ascomycota; Sordariomycetes; Sordariales; Sordariaceae. The transcript has a single exon. The record is from RefSeq and is a predicted model, not a curated record.